Messenger RNA from Xenopus tropicalis (tropical clawed frog), 1825 nucleotides. RefSeq names its product solute carrier family 10 (sodium/bile acid cotransporter), member 1 (gene slc10a1). The record is from RefSeq and is a predicted model, not a curated record. The coding region runs from base 293 to 1333 and encodes 346 amino acids. Gene Ontology annotation, cellular component: plasma membrane; membrane. The transcript is spliced from 5 exons. Lineage: Eukaryota; Metazoa; Chordata; Amphibia; Anura; Pipidae.
CCUUCUCUUUUAACGAUUGCUCUGCUUGGCUGAAUAAAUGGAUGAGGACAAAUAUUUGAAUUACUGUUGGGGGGAAGAAUUCCCAAACUAACUCAGAGGCACAGGUCUGUGAAAUUUGAUCUUGAAACCAUAAUAUAACCUAAGGCUGUGUAAAUAAUGCCUCACUCUCAGGACAGAGAAGACAAUGCAGGAGGAAUUGUUUGCAAGACUAUCCAAGGGAUUUGUCUCUCCCCUGAUGUUCAGGCUGUUUUACUAGAAGUUGGGUGCUUGACCCUGCCUUCUGCUCCACAACAUGAACGACAGCAGGGAAGAAGAAUUAUCUUGGAACAUGGAAGAACAAGGACUAAGUGCAUCAAACAUUUCCAGAAAUUCACAAAUGUUCAUGGGUUAUUUCAUCGCUGCAGCUGCAAACCUGCUUGUGGUCACGGUCAUGCUGUCUCUGGGAUGCACUAUGGAGAUUUUGGAAAUAAAAAAGCAUCUCCUAAAGCCAAAAGGAAUUGGAAUUGCUUUAUUUUCCCAGUUUGGAAUCAUGCCCCUUGCAGCCUUCAGUCUAGCCCACGUAUUCCAACUGAACGCGAUAGAGUCGGUCACCGUUCUGAUAUGUGGAUGCUGCCCUGGAGGAGUGCUUUCCAGUGUCUUCAGCUUGGCAUUAAAGGGUGACAUCAACCUCAGCAUUUUGAUGACUACUACUUCAACUGUCCUUGCUCUUGGAAUGAUGCCUUUGCUCCUCUUCAUCUACAGUCUUGUACUGGACAUGGAACCGAUACAUAAUGCUGUUCCUUUGGAAAAGAUCAUAGAGAUUUUGGUACUGACAGUCUUUCCUUGUUGCAGUGGUAUUUUGAUAAAUACCAAGAGACCCCAAUAUUCGGGCUGGGUUGUCAAGAUUGCUGUGGGGAUUUCUGCUGUUGUGUCGAUCUUAAUUGUCACUCUAUCUUUUCUCUACAUGAGAAGCGACAUCUUUCUAAUCCUUUCUCCGCCACUUCUAUAUACAUCUGGGCUCAUGACACUGAUAGGUUACGUUCUUGGAUACAGCAUAUCUGCAGCCUUCAAGCUCAAUGGACAGUAUCGGCGUACUGUCAGCAUGGAAACUGGAUGCCAAAAUGUCCAGCUUUGUGCCACUAUUCUCCAGGUCUCCUUUUCUCCAGGAGUACUUGGUCCAAUGUAUGCCUUUCCUUUCCUUCAUGUAACACUUCAAAUUCUGGAAGGACUUCUUCUGAUUUUAGCAUUCCGUCUCUAUCAAAAAAUAAAGGCUACAGAUGCCACAACUAUUCUACAUUUGCUUGAAAACUACAAUUAUAUUAUCUCAUCCCCAUGGGCACAGCCUUUCAUUUGAUCAUUGACUCUUUUAACACUUGCGGUUCUAAACACUCAGAGAAAACCAUCUGCUGCGUCCUGCGAAGUGCACUGCUGCUGUAACCGGGAAGAAUGACCACUAUGGCAAAUCACGCCAAUGGUACCUAUGUUGCAACAUAGCUCCACUCUAUUAAUUAAAAAGACUAUUUUCUUUUAUAUUAGGGUUGACACCUAAGUGGUAUUUAACUGGCCUAGCUGGGGCCAUAUAGGUUGUUAAAUUUGUAAUUACCUGUUGUUCCACCCUUUAAGUCACUGAUCUGCUCCUUUUACUUCAUUGCCACAUGCCUUUUAUGACAUUGCCCCACCCGCCAAUCUCCUAUCGACACAAAUAAUAUUUUUCAACAAGAAAUUUGGCAACACAACCUAAAGAAGAUUCCUCAGAUGAACUGGCGGCUGCGAUAAUACUACUUAAUAUGCAUUUGCAUAUAAUGGAGAUAUGUAAAUAAAGCAUCCAAGUUCAUUUUGGAAAGUA